This is a messenger RNA of Mya arenaria, 788 nucleotides long. RefSeq lists its product as uncharacterized. The coding region runs from base 171 to 788 and encodes 205 amino acids. The record is from RefSeq and is a predicted model, not a curated record. Lineage: Eukaryota; Metazoa; Mollusca; Bivalvia; Myida; Myidae. The transcript is spliced from 3 exons.
GUAAAGAUUCAAAACUAAUAAAGAAAACGGGCAGGAAAACCCCUAAGUACUGUUGUAUUUGUAAAGGAAUUUACAGAGGGAAGGUUAUUAAAAGGAGAAAAGUGUCAUUGCACCGUUUUCCUCAGAACAAACGUUUAAAACGUGUGUGGGUGCAGCGAUGUAAAACGGUCAUGAGAUCGUUCCAGUGGAAUGAACACAGACGAUUGUGUAGUGAGCAUUUUGUUGGUUUCAGAGGACCUUCUUCCCAGCAUACACUUCCAUCUAUGUUUCCAACUGAGACUGGUGCUACCAAAACAUUCCAGCCAACGCUCCUUGAUGAAGACGUAGGAGAUGAUGGUGAUGGUGAUACGGUCAAUGACGAUUUAGACCUAGAUCUGUCAAAUGAUGAUAUAAUACAGCCACAACUGUCAUUUGUAUCCCCCUCCGGACAUGCCAUUGAUACCUCGGUCCACCUGCAUGAUCACUGCAUCGGACCAGUACUACAGCCACAGAAUCAGUCCUUUAGAUGUUGUGACACACAGACCGCGAACAACUGUGCAGUGAUGGAAGUACAAACUGAAGAAAGUUUCCUGGGAAAAACAGCAGACUUCAGUUCACAAACAGAACAUUCUACUAGAGACCUUGGUGUAAAAUGUCAGCUACCUAUGCUCACAUAUGAUGACGUAAAAUACAAUUACGAUUUGGUCAGUUUUUACACCGGAAUCCCUAAUCGAGUUGUGUUUGAACUUUGUUUGAUGAAAUCAAGGAUGAAACUGAAGUGCGGACCUCAAGGCGGAAACUUAACUUAA